UGCACCUUUAUUAUCAUAAAAAGAUCUUACUUUCACAUGUUGGGAAUUUCAACUGGGCACACUGGCCACCCACUUGAACCACCCCACAGUAAAAACAGAAAGCCCUCCGGAAAGCCCUAUAUAUGGUCUAAUCACUCCAAACACACUAAGCAUUUCUGGCAGAGCGUCAAACCCCUGAUGGGAAACAUAUGACCAGUGCCAGUGUGUUCUUCAAUAGCCAUUCUGGAACACAGGGAUGCUGCGAUCUGUGUAAGUGGCUCAUUCAAGCCCAGUCUCUCUCUCUCUCCCUCACACACUCUGGAGCGGGAGGCUGCAGACAGCACUGCAGGCUGUUUUCACUCAGGAAUGUAACUGUGUCUUUGGAGGACUGCACACAUCACAUCAGCCUAUUGUGAACCUUCCUGAACCUUCUCUCAUCCUCCUCAUCUCAUCCAUCCCUCAUUGGACUCAACACUCACACAGAGCAGCUGUUCAUCUUCAGCCUUCACCUCGUGUCAUCAUCUCAUCAUCAUCUGAAAUCCGGAGUUAAGUAAGGAUUAAAGGCUAAUUUCAGACUCCCCCGCGCUGCUACUUGGCAACACUGCACCAUGAGACUGUUUCUACUGAUGUUCUUGCUCCUGCUGUGCCAUGGGAAACCCCAUCAGCCAAUCGAUGUCCAGAAUGCCGUCACGGAUACUAAUGACGUCAUGAUGCAAGACGCAUGGAACUGGAGAAUGAAUACUCACGACGACGAUGAUGACGACGACGAUGAUGACGAUGACAAUGACUUAAUAGACUGUCCUAAAGACUGUGAAUGCUCACUAAGAGUUGUUCGGUGUGCAGAUAAAGCCUUAGGUAGAGUACCAAAGAAGAUCCCAAAAGACACAGUGAUGCUCGACCUCCAGAAUAACUACAUUGCUGAGAUCGGGGAGGAUGACUUCAAAGGCUUAAGCAACAUUUACGCACUGUUCUUGCUCAACAACGUCCUCACAAAGAUUCACCCAAAGGCAUUCAGAGACAUGACCAAGCUGAAACUUCUCUACUUGUCCUACAACAUGCUACCUGAGAUACCCGCUAACCUGCCCAAGGGCCUCUUUGAGCUGCGCAUCAGUGACAACAACAUCAACCGCAUCCAGAAAGACGCCUUCAAGGGCCUCAUGUCGCUGCAAGUUUUAGAGAUAACUGCAAACCCUCUUGCGAAUAGUGGUAUUGAGCUCGGAGCCUUUGACAACAUGGCUACUUUGUUCCUGCGAAUUGCAGAGGCAAAGCUGACUGCAGUACCCAAAGAUCUACCAACUUCUGUCCUUGAUCUAAACCUGGAUUACAACAAGAUCGCUAAAGUGGAAGUGGAGGAUUUUUACAGAUACAAAAAGCUGCAGAGGUUGGGUUUAGAGUUCAAUAGCAUUAAGUCUGUGGAAAAUGGAAGCUUCGCCAGUCUUCCAAACAUCAGGGAAAUCCGCUUGGACAAUAAUAGGCUCCGGAGAGUUCCACCAGGUUUGAGUUCACUUAAGUAUCUCCAGGUUCUGUUGCUUCACGCCAAUAAAAUAUCAUUCGUGGGGGCUGAUGACUUCUGUCCCACCGGAGAAAGUGCAAAAAAGAUGGACUACACCGGCAUUAGCCUCUUCGCCAACCCUGUGCGGCACUGGCAGAUUCCGCCGGUGACAUUCCGCUGUGUCUCAAGCAGAGGACUCCACAUGGGGAACCGGAGAAAGUGAGCUACAAUAGAUUAGUGUUCUCGCCCACGAGAGGGAAAAAACACUCUCACAAACAUCUCAAUAUGUAGCAACAUCUUUUCAUCCUGUUCAGUGCCUGUUUACACGUACAUAGAUAUUUUUGAAAACGUAUCAGUUUGAAACUCUUGUUUACACGCAAACAGAGUUUUAGAAAUAUCGUCUUAAAACUCUGGCUUAAAGAAUAUCCAUUCUAUAGAAGUAAAACACAUGUCACAAUUGUGUUUUUAUUUAUUAUCCAUAUGGCGUGUUUACAUGUAAACGGGUUUAAAAAAUCUGCUUUAAAAAAAUAUCUGCCUACGUGUAACCAGGGUCUCAGAGGCCUACAUAAGCUACUACCACUACGGUCAUUGCCUGCUGUACUCCAGGACCAAUGCAGGGGGUUUGGACAAGAUGCCACAGUAGCAGGGUGUUGUUACUUGAAAAUGGAGAGUGAAUUACGAGGCAUAGAACUGAGUAACUGACUGAGUAAUCUGGUACAGCAUAAAUCUGAGACACACUCCAAAGUUGGUGCUAACGAGUUAUGUUAAUAUUUUACUUUUUAACGAACCAUUUUGUUCAGUGAGAUCCGCUGACUAAGAGAAUAGCUGUUUAAAUGUUAUUUGGUAUGUAUGUAUUUAAUCCAUGUAUGACUGUCAUGGAUAAACAGACUUCAGUGAUUAUCUGAUGCUAACAUGCACACACAAAAUAAAUAUCGUACAUAAUCGGAAUUGUUACAGUUUUUACCAUGAAAGCAACAUUAAACUUUCUAACAACAAACUUUCACUCGUUUAUGUUUUGUUAAUGUUGUUGUGUAUAAUCAUGGUCCAAGGAUGUCUUAAUUUAGGUGAAAUCAAUGUGA
Messenger RNA from Engraulis encrasicolus (European anchovy), 2550 nucleotides. RefSeq names its product asporin (LRR class 1) (gene aspn). The record is from RefSeq and is a predicted model, not a curated record. Bases 588 to 1694 code for a protein of 368 amino acids. Gene Ontology annotation, molecular function: protein binding. The transcript is spliced from 8 exons. Lineage: Eukaryota; Metazoa; Chordata; Actinopteri; Clupeiformes; Engraulidae.